Molecule: messenger RNA, 683 nt
Organism: Musa acuminata AAA Group (dessert banana)
Lineage: Eukaryota; Viridiplantae; Streptophyta; Magnoliopsida; Zingiberales; Musaceae
Product: putative glutamine amidotransferase GAT1_2.1
Exons: 3
Coding region: 23-547 (174 amino acids)
Cellular component (GO): cytosol
Molecular function (GO): hydrolase activity, acting on carbon-nitrogen (but not peptide) bonds, in linear amides
Source: RefSeq, a predicted model, not a curated record
CCCUGAGGAGGGGAAGUUCAUCAUGGGCUUGCAGUUCCAUCCUGAGCGCAUGAGACGGCCGGGAACAGAGGAGUUCGAUUAUCCGGGAUGCCCUGCUGCUUAUCAGGAGUUUGUGAAGGCAGUGAUCGCAUACCAGAGGAAGGUUAGCAGCACAGCCGGCAUCGAGAAUUGCCAGAGGCUGGGUGAGGAAAUGGAGGAGAAAAGGAAGAACAUCGUUCGGAGCUUCUCACUUGCAAAGCAUGUGUACGUUUCUAAGCAGGAGAUGCCUCCGGCGAAAGAACAAGACCUCCAAGUAGGAGCCGAAUUCCUCGAGGCAAAUGCGGCACUGAACCCCCAGCAGGAGAAGAGGCUGAAGCAGAUGGGAGCUACGGUGAGGAACGCGUCGUUCUAUCUCGAGAAGAUGAAGAUGAACGAGGCGAGGAAGACGGCAGCAAGGAUUACGAUGGAGAAGAUGUCCAUCGAGCAGUUGUCGGAACUGCAUUCCUUCUAUCACAUGAUGGGCAAGAUAUGCUCAGAGGUGAUCGACAAAAAGCUGGAGGCAACUUGAGCUUGAAGAGAUGAGUGAUAGAAGAGAUCUUUGAUAUAAGACUAUGAUAUUGUCAAAUAUGGAGUGAUAAUUUUACAUUCCAUCAAUCACAUCAUGGCCUUGGUGGCAUUUGCAAGUCUGUAGCGCUCCCCUUCAA